GGCCAAAUUCCAGGCCCAAAUUGGUCCUCUUCCAUUUCGUGUUGUUUCUAACUGUCUGAGCGGCUAUGGUGGGUUUUGACUUGUCUAGGGUUUUGUGGAAAAUAUAAACUGAGUUUCAGAGAAUCAAAAGUUGAAGAAGAAACCCUAAACACAAGAAGAAAAAGAAUCAAGGAGAGAAAAUAAUGAUAUCAGCUAUUUGUUGGGUCCCGAAAGGGGCUUCUAAGUCGGUCCCCGAAGAGGUUGAACCGCCAUCGAAGGAGGAAGUUGAAGAGAUGAUGAGGAGCGGAGAAUUUCCUUCGAAGGAAGAAAUUGAAGAGAUGAUGAAGAGUGGAGAAUUCGAGGCUCGUGGAGACAGUGCCAGUGAGGAUGAAGAUGGAGACAUGGAUGUUGAUUCGUCCAAGCAGCCUGAUGAAGUGGCUCGUGCAUUAGCUGCUGCCGAUGCGGUUGGCAGAACUCCGGGGACGAAAUUUGAUGACAUAGCGGACGGUUUGAGGGAGCUUGACAUGGACAACUAUGAUGAAGAGGAUGAUGGUAUUGAGCUAUUCAGCUCUGGGAUAGGGAAUACGUACUAUCUGAGUAAUGACUUGGACCCAUAUCUGAAGGAUGAGGAUGAUGAUGCUUCUGAAGAACUCGAGGACAGGACCAUCAAACCAACUGAUUCUGUCAUAGUUUGCGCACGUAAUGAUGAUGAUUUCUGUCAUCUCGAGGUCUAUGUGUUUGAGGAACUUGAGGACGGUGACUCAAACUUGUAUGUCCAUAAUGAUAUUGUUCUUCCGGCAUUUCCACUGUGCACGGCAUGGCUUGAUUGUCCAGUAAAAGGUGGAGGAAAAGGGAAUUUCAUGGCUGUUGGCUCAAUGGAACCUUCAAUUGAAGUGUUCGACCUUGAUGUUCUUGGAGAAGUAAAGCCAUGUGCAGUAUUAGGCGGCGUUGCUGAGAACUCUAUAGCUGAGGAUGGUAUUACUGUGGAGAAGAAGAAAAAGAAGAAGAAGAAAGGAAAGAAGGCAUCAAUUGAAUACAAAGCAGGCAGUCACACUGAUUCAAUACUAGGCCUUGCUUGGAACAAGGAGUUCAGGUCUGUUAAAUGCUUCCUAUUUUGUUUUUCAAAUACGUUCUUGAAUGGACAUUUUAAAUUGGCUUUGAUCCUUUGCUGGAACAAUUUUUACAGGAAUAUCCUUGCCAGUGCAAGUGCUGACAAACAAGUUAAAAUUUGGGAUGUGGCUGUUGGAAGAUGUGAUAUCACUAUGGAGCACCAUACAGACAAGGUUCAAGCAGUUGCCUGGAAUCAUCAUGCGCCACAAGUUCUUCUUAGUGGUUCUUUUGACCAUUCCAUAGUCAUGAAGGAUGGAAGGGUACCAACUCAUUCUGGCUUUCGGUGGUCAGUCACAGCUGAUGUUGAAAGCUUGGUGUGGGAUCCUCACACAGAGCACUCUUUUGUGGUAAGUCUUGAAGAUGGUACAGUCAGAGGUUUUGAUAUCCGGUCAGCAACAUCUAAUCCAUCAGCAGAGUCGAAGCCCAGUUUUACCCUCCAUGCUCAUGACCAAGCUGUUUGCACAGUCUCAUACAAUCCCUUAGCACCUAAUCUUCUUGCUACUGGAUCCACGGAUAAAAUGGUAAAACUCUGGGAUUUGUCAGAUAAUCAACCUUCAUGCAUUGCAUCCACAAAUCCUAAAGCAGGAGGUGUUUUUUCUAUUGCCUUCUCAGAGAACAGCCCCUUUAUGCUGGCAAUUGGAGGUUCUAAGGGGAAAUUACAAGUAUGGGAUACACUAUCAGAUACUGCAGUCUCGAGAAAAUUUGGAAAAUACAGCCGAGAGAAGAGACCUCCUGCGUCAUGAUUUGAUUUGUUUGUUAGAUGGAAGAGUAAGCCAUACGAGGAAUGAGUAUUACUUAUAUGGGAUGAAUUUGAGGUGUUGUCAUUUACCAACAUGGCAUAGUGGUUGAUCUAGGUACCAAACCAGUUUUCCACCAUCUUAUAUCCUUCAAUUUCUGUGAAUUUCUUAUGAUUUAAUUAUUUUUUUUUUUAAAGUUGCGAUGGUGUGUGUGGUUUAGUCUGCUUGAGGGCUAUGACUGUGGAGAAGUAAGCCCAAGUCUGAGUUGUAUGUUUCGGCUUGAUCUUUGAUCUUUUAAUUGGUGAAAGUAAUUCUAUUUUUUGCGAUUUACCAACGUAUAUGAGAUCUGUAUUUUGCUCUAAAAAUGUUUAUUAUUUAGUA
Messenger RNA from Tripterygium wilfordii, 2207 nucleotides. RefSeq names its product periodic tryptophan protein 1 homolog. Lineage: Eukaryota; Viridiplantae; Streptophyta; Magnoliopsida; Celastrales; Celastraceae. Gene Ontology annotation, cellular component: nucleus. Bases 183 to 1832 code for a protein of 549 amino acids. The transcript is spliced from 15 exons. Gene Ontology annotation, molecular function: protein binding. Gene Ontology annotation, biological process: rRNA processing. The record is from RefSeq and is a predicted model, not a curated record.